AUGUCUCAGAGAAACAUAAUUACCACAUGCCAUUUUAACGGUGUUGUUUCAACAAACACUCCUAUUGGAUUCUCGUUUUUCAAUACAGAUACAUAUGCCUUCAAAAUUCAUGUCAAUUCAGAUUUUUUUCAUUUUAAAGAUAGAAUGGAAACCAAAUUGGCACGCUGUGUUGAGGAAAUCAUUUAUCGUCAUCCCACCCUAAAUGAAAACGACUGUACGAUAUUCUACAUUAUGACGCCAAUAAAAACCAACGAGGAUGUGAAGGCAAUGUUUCGGUGCCACAUGAUGUUUGGUCAAUUACCUACAAUUGAGGUGUAUGUCCGACUAGUACAAAAUCCCGAAACAUUUCCAACGCAGGAAACACAGUCACACUGGUACGGGAUGAGCCAAACAUCCGACGACGAACCAACGCAAAAUAAUUUACCUUUCAUACCCAAUGAGGAGGUGGGCGAACCAAGUGAUGACGAUAUUCUUGAGGAAAUCACAAUGCAAGAUAUUUUUGGUAACAGUGAUGACGAAGACAAUGAAGAUGAAGACAUAGUUGUCCCGUCUACGCAACCGAUCAGCGCACAACCCGUAAGUUUGUAUAACCCGCCGACACACAUGCAAAAUAUUUGCGCCGAAUAUGACGACACAACCUCUGUCUUUGGAAAUGCUAUUCAAAGCCAUAUAGGAGACGGAAUUGAUAUAGGUAUGGAGUUUGAAAACAAGGAAGCCUGCAUCCUCGCCCUGCAGCAUUGGCACAUAACACACUGUGUGGACUAUUGGGUGUGUAAGUCUGACAAUGAACGAUAUGUCAUUAAGUGUAAGAAAGAAGAAUGCAAGUUCAAGUGCAGAGCUUCAUUUAGACAAAGGAACUCGAAAUGGGUGAUUGGUAAGUUGUCUGGGUCUCACACAUGCACCACAACGUCUAUGGCACAAGACCAUAACAAGCUCAGUUCAGAAAUGGUUAGCCAUAGCAUCAGAGAACUUGUAAACAGCGACGCCUCACUUAAGGUAAAAGUGAUCAUUGCCCAUAUUCUAGAAAAAUACGGGUACAUUAUAUCUUACCGGAAGGCGUGGAUCGCUAAGUGCAAGGCGGUAGAGUCGCUUUACGGCAAUUGGGAAACAUCUUACAACGACCUACCGCAGUGGCUACUGGUAAUGAAAACCUUUCUUCCCGGAACCGUUAUGGAUUUGCAAACCAUACCGGCCAUAUCAAGUGAUGGUUCCCAGAUCUCCGGAAAAAGAACUUUCCUUCGUCUGUUUUGGGCAUUUCGUCCGUGUAUAAAUGGUUUCGCAUACUGUAAGCCCAUUGUGCAGGUAGACGGAACUUGGUUGUAUGGCAAGUACAGAGGAACUCUAUUGACGGCGGUGGCACAAGAUGGCAACGCAAAUAUUUUCCCAGUGGCAUUUGCUUUGGUCGAAGGAGAAACAAAGGAAGCCUGGAGUUUUUUUCUGAGGAACCUAAGAUUACACGUGACACCACAGCCAAAUGUAUGUCUCAUAUCUGAUAGGCAUGAAUCGAUAAAAAGUGCAUACAACAAUCCAGAAAACGGUUGGCAAAAUCCUCCAUCUUCGCAUGUCUACUGCAUAAGACACAUCGCUCAGAACUUCAUGCGCGAGAUUAAGGACAAGGUUCUACGAAAAUUAGUAGUUAACAUGGGUUACGCAUUGACGGAGGCCUCAUUUCAUUAUUAUCGCGGAGAAAUCAGAAGAUCCAACGCUGAGGCUUUAAAUUGGAUAGACAAUAUUCCUAGGGAGAAGUGGGCUAGAGCAUUUGACGGAGGACAACGUUGGGGACACAUGACAUCUAACUUAGCAGAAGCAAUAAACUCUGUAUUAAAGGCCACAAGAAACCUUCCCAUCACUGCAUUAGUCCAGUCUACAUAUUAUCGAUUGGGUUCACUGUUUGGUAAACGAGGACACAAAUGGACAAAAAUGCUAUCUUAA
Molecule: messenger RNA, 1932 nt
Organism: Lathyrus sativus (Indian pea)
Lineage: Eukaryota; Viridiplantae; Streptophyta; Magnoliopsida; Fabales; Fabaceae
Source: the annotation of a GenBank genome assembly